AUGGGUCAGAAAGAAGACGAAAUGGUAGAACGGGUAUAUCUUCAUUCGCAUACACGAAAAGUUCUGGCGAAAUUCAAAGAAUCCGUUAAUCAAUUGUCGAAGGGAACAACUGGCCUAUCCGUUUGGCAAGCUUCUUGCGAUUUGGCAAACGUAUCAAGAAUUCUGCCGUUCGAAAAUUCGCGCAUUUUGGAGCUGGGUGCUGGUUGUGGGGUUUCUGGAAUUGCAAUUUCCUCAAUGUAUCCGAAUUCGACCGUUUUUCUAACGGAUUAUGAUGAAAAUGUGCUCAAUUUAUUGCAAGAAAAUGUGGAACUCAAUAAUUUGAAGAAUGCCCAUGUGAAGUCAAUCGAUUGGUGUAACUUCAAUGAAUCGGAUUGGAUGGGAACCGAACCAUUUGACUUUGUUAUAGCUGCCGAUGUUGUCUAUGACACAACUCUUUUGCCAGAUCUAUGUUGUGUGGUGAAAUGAAUGGCCUCAUCUCCAUCGACUCCGGUUAGCCGAACUGAAAUCGAGAAUACGUUCGCCGCAAUGUGUAGCGAUGAUAAGCCGCAAUUAGUGAAACUCGACCAGCUCAAGCUUGUUCUUCGUGCUCUUGGAUAUGAUCCAAGAAACUCGACAGUUCAGGAAAUCGCCAAACGAAUCAGGGAUGGAAGAUCGAAGUUGAUGGGAUGGCAUGGAGAAGAGGAUUUUAUGGAUGCCAACGAACUCUGGAAUGCACUUCAGAAGAGCGACAAGGAGCCUGAAGACAAAGUGACCGCUGAGAUGCGUUCGGCAUUCAAAUUGUUCGAUCAGGAAGGAAAAGGCUACAUCACUAUUGAGAAUCUCAAAAUGGUAGAAUCCGCUCGUUUUCGAUUCAUUUUUAAUAUCUCAUGUCAGGUGGCUCGUGAGCUCGGCGAGUCGAUGCUCGAUUCCGAACUUGACGAGAUGAUUCGUGAGGCCGCUGGAGGUUCAUCAACUACCGUCAAUGAGGAGCAGUUCUUCGAAAUUAUGAAGAAAACCUGCCUUUACUAA
Caenorhabditis bovis is the source of this 1008-nucleotide messenger RNA. The record is from the annotation of a GenBank genome assembly. Lineage: Eukaryota; Metazoa; Nematoda; Chromadorea; Rhabditida; Rhabditidae.